Molecule: messenger RNA, 4613 nt
Organism: Archocentrus centrarchus (flier cichlid)
Lineage: Eukaryota; Metazoa; Chordata; Actinopteri; Cichliformes; Cichlidae
Gene: syngap1b
Product: synaptic Ras GTPase activating protein 1b
Exons: 20
Coding region: 102-3932 (1276 amino acids)
Biological process (GO): regulation of GTPase activity; negative regulation of Ras protein signal transduction
Source: RefSeq, a predicted model, not a curated record
CCUCGCACGAACGCCCCAUCUACGACCGCCCAUCCCACGAUCGUCCACCCCAGGACCGUUGGAACCCCCGUCUUUGCGUGAGCUCCGGAAAUCAGCUCUACAUGUUGGACCAGGAAGAGGUACACCCUUUGCUGAUGCGCGAGAGGCGCUCAGAGUCUCACAGGAACAAGCUGCUGCGGCGGACAGUCAGCGUUCCUGUCGAGGGAAGGCACCAUCCCGAGAUGGAUCAUCGUGCCCGGCGGAAGAGCAUAGCCACCGGGAAGCAGCCCAGCAUGGAGGUCCCUCCCACUGCCCCCCUUCAACCCUUCCGACAAUCCAGUUUCCUCAGUAGAAGGUUGAAGGGCUCAAUCAAGAGGGCCAAGAGUCAGCCCAAACUGGACCGAACUAGCAGUUUCCGCCACAUGAUCCUCCCCCGCUUCCGCAGUGCCGACCAAGACAGGACCCGUUUGAUGCAGAGCUUCAAAGAGUCCCACUCCCAUGAGUCCUUGCUUUCUCCCAGCAGCGCUGCCGAGGCGCUGGACCUCACUCUGGAUGAGGACGCUAUCAUCAAACCUGUGCACUCGAGCAUCCUGGGACAGGAGUAUUGCUUUGAGGUGACUACGGCAUCGGGAACCAAGUGCUUUGCGUGUCGCUCAGCUGCAGAGAGAGACAAAUGGAUCGAGAACCUGCAGAGAGCUGUCAAGCCCAACAAGGACAACAGCCGGAGGGUGGACAAUGUGCUCAAACUGUGGAUCAUCGAGGCCCGCGAGCUUCCAGCGAAGAAACGAUACUACUGCGAAUUAUGUCUGGACGACAUGCUGUACGCACGCACCACCAGCAAGCCCCGCACCGACACCGUCUUCUGGGGCGAGCACUUUGAAUUCAACAACCUGCCAGCUGUCCGCAACCUGCGCCUUCAUCUGUACAAGGAGACGGACAAAAAGAGACGCAAGGAAAAGAGCACAUACUUAGGACUUGUAAGCAUCCCCAUCUCAAGCAUCACUGGACGUCAGUUUGUGGAGCAGUGGUACCCCGUCAUCCAGCCCAGCGUCCUCACCAAGGGAGCUGGGGUCGGAGGAGGGAAGAUCAUCAAUGCAUCUCUACGCCUCAAAUCCCGCUUCCAGACCAUGAACAUCCUGCCCAUGGAGCUGUAUAAGGAGUUUGCAGAGUAUGUCACCAAUAACUACCGCACCCUGUGUGCUGUGCUGGAGCCCGUGCUGAGUGUCAAGAGCAAAGAGGAAGUGGCCUGUGCUCUGGUGCAUAUACUUCAGAGCACAGGGAAAGCUAAGGAUUUUCUAUCUGACAUGGCAAUGUGUGAAGUAGACAGAUUCAUUGACCGAGAACACCUUAUCUUCAGAGAGAACACUCUGGCCACCAAAGCCAUAGAAGAGUACCUCAAACUGAUUGGACAUAAGUACCUCAAGGAUGCUAUAGGGGAGUUCAUAAGGGCCUUGUAUGAGUCCGAAGAAAAUUGUGAAGUCGACCCCAUGAGAAUACCACCCUCUGUGCUGCCAGACCACCAAGCCAAUCUUCGAAUGUGCUGUGAACUGGCACUCUGCAAGAUUGUUAAUUCGCAUUGUGUGUUCCCUCGAGAGCUGAAGGAAGUCUUCGCCUCCUGGAGAGUUCGCUGUGCUGAGAGGGGUCGGGAAGACAUCGCCGACCGCCUCAUCAGCGGUUCUCUUUUCCUGCGCUUCCUGUGUCCUGCCAUCAUGUCCCCAUCGCUUUUCAACCUCACCCAGGAGUAUCCGGAUGAGCAGACGUCACGCACGCUCACCCUCAUCGCUAAAGUAGUGCAAAACCUGGCUAACUUCUCCAAGUUUGGAAGUAAAGAGGAGUACAUGUGUUUCAUGAACGAGUUUUUAGAAAUGGAGUGGGGCUCCAUGCAGCAGUUCCUCUACGAGAUCUCCAACCUGGACAGCGUCAGCAACGCGGGUGCUUUUGAGGGAUACAUCGACCUGGGCAGGGAGCUGUCUAUACUGCACAGUCUCCUCUGGGAGGUCAUGGCUCAGCUCAGCAAGGAUGCCAUCAUCAAACUGGGCCCCUUGCCACGUCUCCUGAAUGACAUCAGUAUGGCCUUGCGUAACCCGCACCUGCAGAGGCAGCCCAGCCAUCAGACGGACAGGGAGCCCGGGAGGCAGACGGACCGGCUGCUGUCACGGCCCAGCUUCAGCAGGGGCAUCUCCUCUGAGUUCCAAAAUCUGAUGAUGAGGGAUCUUAAUAGCUCUAUAGAUAUCACCCGUUUGCCUUCCCCUACAUCCACCGGAGGGGUUAUGCCAUCCCGUUCCCAGAUGAGUUUUCAGGACCGGGACCACCCUCAUCGAGCAUCCUCCAAAGACAUGUUUUACGUAUCACGCCCUCCCCUGGCCCGAUCCAGCCCAGCGUACUGCACGAGCAGCUCGGACAUCACAGAACCAGAUCCUAAGCGGUAUUUCCUGGGAAAUACUUUGAUGUAUUCCGAUACCCAGGCAGGCCUCGCGGUGCUCAGUGUCAAUAAAAGCGUAUCUAUGAUGGACCUCCAGGAUUCCCGAAUGAACAGCGUGUCUAACCUGCAGUCGGUGGACAUGCUCAACUCCUCCCAGGCCUCCAUCGCCGGCAUGGGCAGCUUCGGCGGGCUGAGCAGCGGAGGCGGUGGCGGCCUGGGGUCGGGCCUGAGCAGCCAGCUGCGGGCCGGUGGGAGGUUGUCAGCUGGCUCUGGCGGCUCCAGCAUGUCCGGCGGCCUUCGGCUGAGCCAGCUGAGCCAGAUGGGCACCACCACCGACUCGCUAUCCCAGCAGCAGCAACAGCAGGCCGCCGCCAUGCGCUACCCGCUUUCCUUCCAGAAUCCCCUCUUUCAUCUGGCGACUGCUGAUGGGCCUCAACAGCAACAGCUCCAUCACCAGCACAGCCGGGCUCAACCCCCCGCACCCCUUCUCCUGGCCCCAGAGCCUGAACCCUCUCACCAGUCCUACAUCCCACAGUUCGCCCAUGGAGGGUUCUCUCGCAGCGAGGAUCUGUCCACCCUCAGGACCAGGGACAGUCACCUGGGACAACCCAGCAUCAUCCACUCACAUAGCUACAGUGACGACUACAGCAGGGCUGACUAUGGACGCAGGCAGAUGUCCAUGCAUAUGCAGGAUAAUCUCCAACAGCAACAAAUGAUGGGCAUGGCCUCCCAGACGGGAACCUCCCACUCUUCCCUGGCCACCACACCUCCCUCCACAGUUCAACCUAUGCGCCAGAGCUCUGUUGCUCCACCUCCCACCCAGCGGGUCAAGUCCCAGACCUCCCAUCAGCUGUCCGUCAGUCCGGCCGCUGCACCCUCCGCUCCUGCAAAAACAAGGCCACAAAGCGGAAACCUCCUCCAGUCGCCGGAAUCCGGCUACGGCAGGCAGCACGGGCCUCGGCAGCUCUCCGUCAAAGACAACACUGCCCCGGGCCUGCCCCACCAGCAGAGCUCUGUCAGGGAAAGCCAGAGUCCGCAGGGAACCACCAGUCAGAGCACUCAGCAGUCACCACAGCAGCAGCCUCAGCAACAGCAGCACCUGCUCAAACCCACCAUGAGCAAACAGGGCUCCCAGACUCCAUCCACCCUCAAUCCCCCAACCCCAGCCAACGAGCGGACAGUGGCCUGGGUCUCCAACAUGCCUCACCUGUCGGCUGACAUUGAGAGUUCGCGGAUUGACCGCGAGGAAUUCAAACUUAAGGAGUACUCAAAGAGCAUGGAUGAGUCACGCAUGGACAGGGUACGGGAGUACGAGGAGGAGAUCAACUCCCUGAAGGAGCGCCUGAUGAUGUCCCACAAAAAGCUGGAGGAGUAUGAACGGAGGCUCCUCACGCAGGAGCAGCAGACCAAUAAGAUCCUCCUACAGUACCAGAAUCGUCUCGAGGACAGUGAGAGGAGGCUACGGCAACAGCAAGUGGAGAAAGACUCCCAAAUUAAAGGAAUAAUUAGCAGGAAAGAAGACUUGGAAUGAAGACAGAGAGUCCUGCUCGUCUUUUAUGGGAAAACGUCUUAAAAGGCCUAACCUUGUAAAUAACCACCAUUAAAACAUCAUCAGCUGUCUUUAUGAACAAAGGUCUGGAUUUUGGGGAUCAUGCAGGAUGAUUCCAAUUAGCAAUAAUUUUCAUUUGACUCUCUCCGUGAGAUUACACUGUAAAAGCACAAAGGAUGGGAAGUUUUAAAAACUCCAGAAACAUGUCUGCACUUUUUAAAGCGACUCAAAGAAUUGUUUUGGACCUUCAGGCACAGGACUCUGGAAGACCGUCAUUAAUAUUAGCUCUUCCAUUUAAAAUCAAGGUGACCGUGUUCACUGAAGGACUGCCGCUGUUUUUUUUUUUCUUUUCACUUCUGUAGAGUGAACACGGGACUAUUACCUCUCUUUUUUUAACAACACAUGACGCUCUGAUGUGAUAUGAAGGAGGGAAGAAGACCACAGACCAACCUGAAUCAGUCAGUGUGAAGAUUCAGGCAUAAGUGAGUUAUGCCCUGUAGUACAGAAACUUUGUCAGAGCACUUAAAGCAAAACCCUUGAUUGCUGCUCCCCUGGAGUUAAAGCUUAAGGAGACUAUAAGGAAAGUGCUACAUGCAUAAAGCACAAUGUGCAGUUAUUAGCUGGUAUUUUCAAGGCUUAUACUUGUGGAACUUGUGGGACCUU